ACAGGAGCGAAUAGAGAGAGAGAGAGAGAGAGAGCAGCAGCAGCAGCAGCAGCAGAUUGAGAGAGAUAGCAGCAGCAAUAGCAGAUCGGGAGAGAUGUUCCCCCAAUUCGGGGCAACGGCGGAGAGUCUGAGCAAGGCGUCGGCCAUGGUCUUCCGGAUCGGUACCGACGCCCAUCUCUACGACGACCCUGAAGACGUCAGCAUCGCUCCCCUCCUCGACAGCCGCUUCGACUCCGAGAAAUCCCAGGCAUUGAAGCGGCUCCUUGCCCUUAUCGCCCAGGGCUUUGACGUCUCCAAUUUCUUCCCUCAGGUAGUAAAAAAUGUGGCAUCCCAAUCUCUGGAAGUAAAGAAGCUUGUAUACUUGUAUCUGCUGCAUUAUGCUGAAAAGCGUCCAAAUGAAGCAUUGCUGUCAAUUAAUUAUUUUCAGAAGGACUUGUCAGAUACGAAUCCAUUGGUGCGUGCUUGGGCUCUUCGUGCUAUGGCAGGGAUACGUUUGCAUGUAAUAGCUCCUCUUGUUUUGGUGGCCGUAACCAAGUGUUCCAGAGAUCCAUCCCCGUAUGUUAGGAAAUGUGCUGCCAAUGCUCUUCCAAAGCUCUAUGAUUUGCACCAAGAGGAACAUGUUUCUGCCCUCGAAGAGCUUGUUGGUAUCUUGUUGACUGACCAUUCUCCUGGAGUAGUUGGAGCUGCCGCCUCUGCCUUCAAUUCUGUUUGCCCUAAUAAUCUAUCAUUGAUAGGCAGAAACUUUAAAAGGCUGUGUGAGACUCUUCCCGAUGUGGAGGAGUGGGGCCAGAUUCUCUUGGUCGAGAUACUUCUACGAUAUAUAGUAGCAAGACAUGGUCUUGUGAGAGAAUCUGUCAUGCUUUCUUCUCAUUGCACUCAGAGUUCCCCUUCUGAAAAGGAUUCUGCAGAAGUUCGUGUUUUGUCUGAUAAUGAUUGUGGCUCUCUGGGAGGCGAGGCAUCUGAGUCCAAAUUAACUACAUUAUUGCUCAGAUGUUAUAUGGAAGGAUCAGAUGAAUAUUUAUCACAAUCUGCGUAUACGGGUGGAGAUGCAACUGGGUUGGAUUCUGCAAUUUUUACAUCUGCUCAAAAUAGCAAUGUGAAGCUUCUGCUGCAGUGUACAUCCCCUUUGCUAUGGAGCCAGAAUAGUGCAGUGGUACUUGCAGCUGCUGGAGUGCACUGGAUUAUGGCUCCAAGAGGAGAUGUCAAGAGGAUUGUUAAGCCAAUCUUAUUUCUUUUGAGAUCCUCCCAUGCCUCAAAAUAUGUGGUGCUCAGUAACAUACAGGUGUUUGCUAAGGCAAUGCCUUCAAUUUUUGCACCUUACUUUGAAGAUUUUUUCAUAUGUUGUUCAGAUUCUUAUCAAAUGAAAGCUCUAAAGCUUGAGAUACUAUCUAUCAUCGCUACAGAUUCAUCAAUUUCAUCUAUUUUCCAAGAGUUCCAGGAUUACAUUAAAGAUUCAGAUAGGAGAUUUGUUGCCGAUACAGUUGCUGCAAUUGGGUUAUGUGCACAAAGGCUUCCUAAUGUUGCUAACACUUGCGUGGAAGGGCUUCUGGCUUUGACUAGACAAGAAUCUUCCAUUAGUGCUUGUGGCUCUAUGGAUGGGGAAGCAGGCGUUUUGGCUCAAGCAAUUAUGUCCAUCAAAACAAUUAUAGACCAAAAUCCAGCUAGUUAUGAAAAGGUGAUUAUUCAACUCGCUCGUAGCUUGGAUGCCAUUAAGGUGCCUGCAGCUCGUGCCAUGAUUGUUUGGAUUGUGGGAGAGUAUGGCUUUGUCGGGCAGAAUAUCUGUAAGAUCUUACCUACUAUACUUAAGUACCUUGCAUGGUGCUUUACCAAGGAAGACAUGGAAGCAAAGCAUCAGAUUCUUAAUACUGCAACAAAGGUUGUAUUAUGUGCACAGGGGGAAGAUCUGUAUACAUUCAAAAGGGUUCUCAACUAUGUUCUUGAAUUGGCAAAAUAUGAUGUAAACUAUGACAUCCGUGAUCGUGCUCGUGUUAUAAAUAAACUUCUGUCUUGCCACUUAGCUUCCCAAUGCAAAGAGGAAGGAACUCCGGAUUUACUGGAAAAUGCAGGCUUACAACAAGAAAUUGCAGAGAGAAUAUUCAGUGGAAAGACAAAAGCAACAUCGGACACACCCAACAGUUUUCGAUUUUAUCUGCCUGGAUCUCUUUCACAGAUAGUUCUUCAUGCGGCUCCAGGGUAUGAACCUCUUCCUAAGCCUUGCAGUCUUCUGUACGAUGACCUUGGUCAGUCUGAAGGGGUGAACCAAGGGGCAAAAAUACCACAGCAGGGAACUGAUAAUAGUGAUUCGUUUGGGAUGAAUGAUCCCGAUACUUUAUCUGGUUCUUUGAAUGAAGAAAGUGCUUCUAAUUAUAAUUCUCAAGAAUCAGUCACCAGUUCAGUUGACGGUGAAGGAACCGGUUCCGCAAGUGAUACAAGUGAUGAUGGCCACAGCACAUCAUUAUUGGUUGGCCACGACAUUAAAGGUGAUGAUAAAAUUGGACCGCUGAUUCGUCUUUCUGAUGCUGGUGUUGCUACAGCGGAAAAUGGUACUGCGUCUGUGUCUGCAGAUUUGGGGGAGUUGAUGUCUAAGAAAGCACUGGAAUCGUGGCUAGAUGAGCAACCUGGUUCGUCUGAAGCAUGCUCCUCUAAACGAAGGGCCCCACAACCAUCUUCAGCAAGAAUCUCUAUAAGGGAUAUUGGUGUUGUUGUCAAGCCUAAAAUCCAUAAUCUCCUAGAUCCAGCUAGUGGAAAUGGCUUGAGGGUCGAUUAUUCUUUCUCCUCUGAUAUUUCAAGUAUAUCCUCAUUACUUGUAUGUGUGGAAGUUUCCUUUGAGAACUGCUCCACGGGACCAUUGACAGAAAUAGCAGUGAAAUAUGAAGAAUCUAAUGAAAGUCUGGAGUCUUCAAAACAGGCACUGGAAACAGGCGGAAGCUCUCCGACCGCCCAUGAUGUCCCAACAGUGAUUCCUAUGGAAGAGAUUACCUCUCUAGAACCAAGUCAAAUAGCAAAGAAAAUUCUUCAAGUCCGUUUUCAUCACCACCUGUUACCCCUGAAGUUGGCUGUAUUUCAUACUGGGAAAAGGCACCCUGUUAAGUUGCGGCCUGAUAUUGGGUACUUUAUAAAACCACUCUCCAUGGAUUUGGAUGCCUUUACAGACAAGGAAUCUCUGCUACCGGGGAUGUUCGAGUACACUAGACGGUGCACCUUCACGGAGCACAUCGAAGAUCUGAACUCCGACGACCCUAAUAGCUCAUUCAAGGAUGACAAGUUUCUUGUGGUCUGCCGGAGCUUAGCAUCGAAGAUUCUCAGCAACGCAAAUGCCUUCCUUGUAUCUGUGGACAUGCCGGUUACCAUCGGCAACGAUGACGUGUCUGGCUUGUGCUUAAGGUUCAGUUGUGAGAUCUUGAGCAAUUCAAUUCCAUGCCUAAUAACCGUGAUGGUUGAAGGUAAGUGCUCCCAACUGUUGAAUAUCCUUGUCAAAGUCAACUGUGAGGAGACGGUGUUCGGCCUGAAUUUAUUGAACAGAGUGGUGGCAUUCCUCUCAUCAGCAUCCCCACCUACCUAAUUAUGAAAUGUAUUUGAAAGUUUUGGAGAGGACAGUGGUGAGUACUGGAUUUUUUAUUUUUUAUUUUUCCUUAAGUAUGGUGGACAGAUUGUGUUUGGAAUCUGGCUUGUCAAAAAUGGUGAGAAAUCA
Messenger RNA from Magnolia sinica, 3691 nucleotides. RefSeq names its product AP3-complex subunit beta-A. Gene Ontology annotation, cellular component: AP-3 adaptor complex; membrane coat. Bases 95 to 3562 code for a protein of 1155 amino acids. Lineage: Eukaryota; Viridiplantae; Streptophyta; Magnoliopsida; Magnoliales; Magnoliaceae. The record is from RefSeq and is a predicted model, not a curated record. Gene Ontology annotation, biological process: intracellular protein transport; vesicle-mediated transport. The transcript has 11 exons.